Micromonas commoda is the source of this 477-nucleotide messenger RNA. RefSeq lists its product with no specific name. The transcript has a single exon. The record is from RefSeq and is a predicted model, not a curated record. Bases 1 to 477 code for a protein of 158 amino acids. NCBI's taxonomy places the organism in Eukaryota, Viridiplantae, Chlorophyta, Mamiellophyceae, Mamiellales, Mamiellaceae.
AUGGCGUCCAAGAAGAGAAGCUCGGGGGCGGCCGCGACGCCCACCACGGACGCGAAGAAACCGCGGACAAGACCCGCGACGACCCCGGCGGCGGCACCGCCCGGGGAUGAGAGCGACGACUUCGCCUUCGAGGUCCCGCCAAUGUCGCAGGCGAGGAAGAGCUUCGGGGCGGAGAUGGCGAAGCUCCAGAUGGCGGGAGCGAGCGGGGGCGUCGACGACGAGCACAAGUUCCUCAGGGGCAUCGCGACCCUCGGCAAGGACCUGUCCUGCUGCCUGUGCCUGUCCACGUUCGAGCGGCCCGUGCGCACGUCGUGCAAGCACUACUACUGCGCAGAGUGCCUCAACGAGUCGCUCCGGAGGAAGCAGCAGUGUCCGCUGUGCAAGGAGAAGGUGACGCGGCGGGACGUGGAGGACGACGAUUUUGUCGCCGCGGUGGUGUGGAAGUACAGGAGGAUAGUCACGGCGGCGAACGCAUAG